AUGCCAAUUUUGAAGGCUUUAAUUGUAUUUAGUUAUUUGCUUCCAGCAUCAAUCAGUGUUCUCUAUAUUAUAGGAAUGGCAGCAAGAUUCUUUGAUUUGCGAUCCAAUAUUCAAGCUUAACCACUCCCUUAUAAUUACUCAAUCAUUUUGCGGAUUACGCUAUUAACUUUAGAUAUUACUGCUGAAUUCGUUGAAUUUAUUCUAAUGAUAUUUAAAGGCGACGAAAAAUAUUAUUACAUCUCUGGAGUACUCUUUGUAAACAUUUCAGCAAUUAUCAUGCAAAUUAUUUUAAUGACAUAUGAAUACAAGAAAUAAGUGCCUAUGUUCUUUGCUCACAAAAUAUAUUGGGUCUUAAAUUGGUUGUUUUUAAGUAUUACACUUACAUUACUCAUUUUCUAUGUACAUGGGAAGAUAUUUGAAUACACUUUGCUUGUGUUUCGAGUUCUUGAUUAUACCAUACUUAUCAUCUUUACUCUCUUCAUUAGACGAUAGGAUAUAGCGGAAUUUGAAACCUUGGGUUUUUGGAGGAGUGAAUUACCGAUGAUAGAUUUAUCAGAAUCUCAAAGACACAGAACAUCAACAGUGAAUAAUUCCCAAAGUUCCUUUCUAUUAAAAAUAGAUGUCAAGAAGUAAUGGAAUAUAGUAGAUGAUGAUAUUGAAGUUAAACUUGAUAUCAUAAUCGUUGGGGCUGAUAAACAAUACAAAUUAAAAAAGAGGACAUCUGAAAUCUUCUAUCAUCAUUAAUAAUAUAUAUUCGAGAAUAAUGACUACUUUGAGCAACAUUCUAAUGAUUUAUUAUAAGUCAAUUUCCUAAUGAAGUAGAUGCAAGAAAGCUAGGACUUAUUGCUAAUUAAUUAAAUUCAGAAAUACUUUAACUUUAUCGUAAGCAAGUUGGAAUUGAUUACACCUUCUUUUGUUGAAUUCAUAUAAUUGCAACAUACAGAGAAAAUGUUAAUUGAAGAAAUGAAAUUAGCAAAUCAUUCCUAAAACUUGCAUAAAUCCUCAAUGAUAGUCCGUAAGAAUUAACCAAAUAAGAAAUAUAAAUGGGAUAUCCAAUCAUAAUAUUUGCCAUAUUUAGAUGUUCGAAUUACAGAAUUUCAAACAAUUAAAAAUCUUACAGAAACCUAUGUACAAUAUACAUUGAUGACAUAAUUUGAGGAUGAAACUCUAAUUGUUUAAAAAAGAUUUAAAGAAUUUUAUGAGUUUAGUGAACUUAUGAAAAAUAUCAUUGAUAUCAAGAACUUUCCUCCUUUCCCUCAAAAGUCAUUAAUUAAGAUGUCAAAUGAAGAAAUAGAGGAGAGAAAGUAGGACUUAGAGAUCUUUAUGAAAGUAUUGUUGAAUGACCGUUAAUAUCACGUUUCUGCGCUAUUCAAAUUCAUAGGAAUGUAUCAAUCUAUUGAAGAUCAAGUUAAAAACCUAUAAGCAAAAGUGAUUAAGGAGAGUGAAUUGAUAAUCAAAUUACACAUUAAAAAUACAGGAUUUGAGGAGGUUGUGGGAAAGGAUGGUGAGAAAUUCAUUAGAUACUCAUUUGUCAUAGGGUCAGGGGAUUCAAAGCACUUAAUUUGGAAGAGAUUCAGUCAAUUUGAUGAACUUCAUAGUAUUUUAAAAUAGAGAUAUCCCUUACUUCCUCAAUUGCCAUAUAAGACGACUGCGGCAUUAUAGUAGAUAAAUCCAAAUGUGAGAUGUGUGAAUCUAUAGCAAUAUUUGCUUGAUUUAAUAAAGGUACCUACAAUAGGUGAAAAUGCUCAUUUGAGAUAGUUUUUAGAGGUGAGAAGACUUGAAAUAAAUGUGAAUGAUUCUGGAUUUGAAGGAUCCUAUUCUUAAUUUGAUAACAUUUUGUAAAAAUUAGAUAAUAAUAAUAAAGAUAUAGAAUAAUUGGAAAAUAUGCACAAUAGAUUGUGGUAAUGA
Paramecium tetraurelia is the source of this 1908-nucleotide messenger RNA. RefSeq lists its product as uncharacterized. The record is from RefSeq and is a predicted model, not a curated record. Gene Ontology annotation, molecular function: phosphatidylinositol binding. NCBI's taxonomy places the organism in Eukaryota, Ciliophora, Oligohymenophorea, Peniculida, Parameciidae. The transcript is spliced from 7 exons. Gene Ontology annotation, biological process: intracellular protein transport. Gene Ontology annotation, cellular component: early endosome.